Molecule: messenger RNA, 1785 nt
Organism: Oncorhynchus kisutch (coho salmon)
Lineage: Eukaryota; Metazoa; Chordata; Actinopteri; Salmoniformes; Salmonidae
Product: glycine-rich cell wall structural protein-like
Exons: 3
Coding region: 1-1785 (594 amino acids)
Source: RefSeq, a predicted model, not a curated record
AUGCCGCAGAUAUUUUCUGCUCUUGACCCUGGGUCAUGGCGCUCUGCCCUGAACAGUCGAGCCAGGAACCAUGAGGAUGGUGGAGAGCUAGGUACUGGUAUACCCAGGAACCAUGAGGAUGGUGGAGAGCUAGGUACUGGUAUACCCAGGAACCAUGAGGAUGGUGGAGGGCUAGGUACUGGUAUACCCAGGAACCAUGAGGAUGGUGGAGGGCUAGGUACUGGAAUACCCAGGAACCAUGAGGAUGGUGGAGGGCUAGCUACUGGUAUACCCAGGAACCAUGAGGAUGGUGGAGGGCUAGGUACUGGUAUACCCAGGAACCAUGAGGAUGGUGGAGGGCUAGCUACUGGUAUACCCAGGAACCAUGAGGAUGGUGGAGGGCUAGCUACUGGUAUACCCAGGAACCAUGAGGAUGGUGGAGGGCUAGGUACUGGUAUACCCAGGAACCAUGAGGAUGGUGGAGGGCUAGCUACUGGUAUACCCAGGAACCAUGAGGAUGGUGGAGGGCUAGCUACUGGUAUACCCAGGAACCAUGAGGAUGGUGGAGGGCUAGCUACUGGUAUACCCAGGAACCAUGAGGAUGGUGGAGGGCUAGCUACUGGUAUACACAGGAACCAUGAGGAUGGUGGAGGGCUAGCUACUGGUAUACCCAGGAACCAUGAGGAUGGUGGAGGGCUAGGUACUGGUAUACCCAGGAACCAUGAGGAUGGUGGAGGGCUAGGUACUGGUAUACCCAGGAACCAUGAGGAUGGUGGAGGGCUAGGUACUGGUAUACCCAGGAACCAUGAGGAUGGUGGAGGGCUAGGUACUGGUAUACCCAGGAACCAUGAGGAUGGUGGAGGGCUAGCUACUGGUAUACCCAGGAACCAUGAGGAUGGUGGAGGGCUAGCUACUGGUAUACCCAGGAACCAUGAGGAUGGUGGAGGGCUAGGUACUGGAAUACCCAGGAACCAUGAGGAUGGUGGAGGGCUAGGUACUGGUAUACCCAGGAACCAUGAGGAUGGUGGAGGGCUAGGUACUGGUAUACCCAGGAACCAUGAGGAUGGUGGAGGGCUAGCUACUGGUAUACCCAGGAACCAUGAGGAUGGUGGAGGGCUAGGUACUGGUAUACCCAGGAACCAUGAGGAUGGUGGAGGGCUAGGUACUGGAAUACCCAGGAACCAUGAGGAUGGUGGAGGGCUAGGUACUGGUAUACCCAGGAACCAUGAGGAUGGUGGAGGGCUAGGUACUGGUAUACCCAGGAACCAUGAGGAUGGUGGAGGGCUAGGUACUGGUAUACCCAGGAACCAUGAGGAUGGUGGAGGGCUAGGUACUGGUAUACCCAGGAACCAUGAGGAUGGUGCAGGGCUAGGUACUGGUAUACCCAGGAACCAUGAGGAUGGUGGAGGGCUAGCUACUGGUAUACCCAGGAACCAUGAGGAUGGUGGAGGGCUAGCUACUGGUAUACCCAGGAACCAUGAGGAUGGUGGAGGGCUAGGUACUGGUAUACCCAGGAACCAUGAGGAUGGUGGAGGGCUAGCUACUGGUAUACCCAGGAACCAUGAGGAUGGUGGAGGGCUAGGUACUGGUAUACCCAGGAACCAUGAGGAUGGUGGAGGGCUAGGUACUGGUAUACCCAGGAACCAUGAGGAUGGUGGAGGGCUAGGUACUGGUAUACCCAGGAACCAUGAGGAUGGUGGAGGGCUAGGUACUGGUAUACCCAGGAACCAUGAGGAUGGUGGAGGGCUAGGUACUGGUAUACCCAGGAACCAUGAGGAUGGUGGAGGAUUUAGAGAAGAGGACUGA